AUGAAGUUCACUUCCGUCCUCGCCUCCGGCUUGCUCGCCACUGCUGCCAUUGCUGCCCCCCUUACAGAACAGCGUCAAGCUCGCCAUGCCCGUCGUAUGGCCCGCGCCUCCAACAGAUCGAGCCACCCUCCCUACAAGCCCGGCACCUCUGAGGUUAUCAAACUCAGCAACACCACUCAGGUUGAGUACAGCUCUAACUGGGCCGGUGCUGUCCUCAUCGGCUCAGGCUACACGUCCGUGACCGGCGAGUUCACCGUCCCUACCCCCAAGGUCCCAAGCGGUGGCUCUUCCAGCAAGCAGUACUGCGCCUCUGCCUGGGUCGGCAUCGACGGUGACACCUGCAGCUCUGCCAUCCUGCAAACAGGUGUCGACUUCUGCGUCCAGGGAAGCUCUGUCUCCUUCGACGCCUGGUACGAGUGGUACCCCGACUAUGCGUACGAUUUCAGUGGUAUCUCCAUCUCCGCUGGCGACAAGAUCAAGGUCACUGUUGAUGCGACCAGCAAAACCGCCGGCACGGCGACCGUUGAGAAUGUGACCAAGGGCAAGUCGGUCACCCACACCUUCACUGGUGGUGUGGAUGGCAACCUGUGCGAGUACAACGCCGAGUGGAUCGUUGAGGACUUUGAGUCCAACGGUUCUCUGGUGCCGUUUGCUAACUUUGGCACCGUCACCUUCACCGGUGCUCAAGCCACCGAUGGCGGUUCCACUGUUGGUCCUUCUGGUUCCACUCUUAUGGAUAUCCAGCAGAACGGCAAGGUUUUGACUUCGGUCUCUUCUUCAAGCAGCUCUGUCACUGUUUCGUAUGUCUAA
This is a messenger RNA of Aspergillus udagawae, 810 nucleotides long. Its product is annotated as A4/G1 family peptidase. The transcript has a single exon. Gene Ontology annotation, molecular function: glutamic-type endopeptidase activity. The record is from RefSeq and is a predicted model, not a curated record. The coding region runs from base 1 to 810 and encodes 269 amino acids. Gene Ontology annotation, biological process: proteolysis. NCBI's taxonomy places the organism in Eukaryota, Fungi, Ascomycota, Eurotiomycetes, Eurotiales, Aspergillaceae.